Messenger RNA from Carica papaya (papaya), 1223 nucleotides. RefSeq names its product Mitochondrial transcription termination factor family protein (gene PDE191). Gene Ontology annotation, biological process: regulation of DNA-templated transcription. Gene Ontology annotation, molecular function: double-stranded DNA binding. The record is from RefSeq and is a predicted model, not a curated record. Lineage: Eukaryota; Viridiplantae; Streptophyta; Magnoliopsida; Brassicales; Caricaceae.
GUUCUGCUGAUUGCAAGAAGCAGCAGAUAAGGUUUCUCCGCUUCGACUUCUUCAAGUUCGAAAUUUCAGAAUAGGAUGGUGUGGACAAACUCCAUUGUCGAAGCGGCUUCUGAUUGAAACUGCCAGUUAACUCAGAGAUUAAAGGUUUUUUGAAAUGAAAACUGAAGGUUAUAGAGACAAUAUGGAAAUGGGUACAAGUCAGAAUGUUGGAAGCAUAAUGUGGUUUUUCAGAGACAAAGGUUUUGAUGAUAAGAUUAUUUAUGAUAUGAUGAAAAGGUGCAAGCGAUUAGAAGGUGUUGAACGAGAAAGAGCCUCUGAAAACUGGGCUUACCUGAAAAGCAUUGGAAUUCAAGAAAGAAAGCUUCCUUGUGUGAUUUCCAAGUGCCCUAAAAUCCUUACUUUGGGUUUGAAUGAGAAGCUAAUCCCCAUGGUUGAAUGCCUUAAAACAUUAGGAACAAAACCCAGAGAAGUUGCUUCUGCCAUUGUCAGAUUCCCUCACAUACUCUCCCACAGUGUAGAAGAAAAGCUUUGUCCUCUUUUAGCUUUCUUCCAAGCAUUAGGGAUUGCUGAAAACCAACUUGGGAAAAUCAUAUUACUCAACCCAAGACUCAUCAGCUACAGCAUUGAAUCUAAACUCACCCAAGUUGUUAACUUUCUUGCUGAUCUUGGCCUCACUAAACAAGGGAUGAUUGCUAGAGUUUUGAUCAAACACCCGUUUAUAAUGGGUUAUAGUGUUGAUAAAAGAUUAUCUCCCACUACCCACUUCCUCAAAUCGAUUGGCCUCACUGAUUUCGAUCUUCAAUCUGUUGCAAUCAAUUUUCCUCAGGUGUUAUGCAGAGAUGUGAACAAGAUUUUGAGACCCAAUUUUACUUAUCUAAACACGUGUGGUUUUAGCAGUGCACAGAUUGUAGCUAUGAUCACAGGGUAUCCCCCAAUUUUGAUCAAGAGCACUAAGAAUUCAUUACGGCCUAGGAUCAAGUUUUUGGUAGAGGUGAUGAGAAGACAAUUAGAUGAAGCUGCGGAUUACCCUGACUUCUUUCGACAUGGUCUGAAGAAGACGGUGGAAUCACGCCACAAAAUGCUCAAAGAAAGAAAUAUAGAUUGUAGUUUGAGUGAAAUGCUUGACUGUAAUCCAAAGAAGUUCUUCUUCAAGUUUGGUUUCUUUGAAAGCUCUUCAUGAUAUAUUGUAUCUUCUUCUUUCAGUCAAUUUGUAAACUCUGUCU